GUUGAUUCGACUGAGGUGCAUAGAAAUUUGACAGCUUCACAGGUGAGCCGAGCGUCCAGGGGCCGCUUCACUUUCCCUUUCUCUUCUCAUCUCCCCCUUUUUCUCCCGGGAACUCUGUUCACUGUGAGCCUGGGGUUGCCACAGUCAAAAAACAACCAUUCGAAGUCUAAUCACUCCGGCAGCAUGAGCAAAAAGAAAAAGGACUGGAAGACUGAAAAAGAAAGACUGCUCCGUCUAGAUCGGGAGGAAAGGCGCAAGGAGUAUCGUCGUCAAGAUUUUAUUCCUCUGGACAAGAUUCCAACCUGGAGAGAAGAUAACAGAUCCAAUGACAAAGAAGAAGAGCAGGAGCUGGCAGGUGGCGGAGGGCUGAGUGAUAAAGUGUCUCUCUACAAGGGAGAUAUAACUGUCCUGGAAGUCGACGCCAUAGUCAAUGCUGCAAACUCCAGUCUUCUGGGAGGAGGAGGAGUGGAUGGCUGCAUACACAAAGCGGCAGGGUCCUGUCUCUAUGAUGAGUGUCACUCACUAAAUGGCUGUGAAACUGGUAAAGCCAAGAUCACCUGCGGCUACGAUCUCCCUGCAAGAUACGUGAUCCACACUGUAGGCCCGGUGGCCAGAGGUCAUGUGAGCCCUAGAGAGACCAAUGACCUUACCUCCUGCUACCAGAACUCUCUCAGGCUCAUGAAGGAGCAUGGCUUGAGCACUGUGGCCUUCCCUUGCAUUUCAACGGGCAUCUAUGGCUUUCCCAACGAGCCCGCAGCUGACAUUGCUCUCAACACAGUAAAGAGCUGGAUUGAAGAAAACCCUGAUAAGAUCACACGGGUCAUUUUCUGUGUCUUCCUCGAGACUGAUUUUACCAUCUACAAGAAGAAUAUGUCUGUUGUAUUCCAAGACAAUGACAUGGAGGUUACAGAGGAGCAGCUGAAGGGGGACAACACACCACCAUCAACAAAAUCCACGAGCAAGGAAGAAUGUGAGGACGGUAACAGAGGUAAAGAGGAAACCGUUGAUGAAGAGUGUGAUGAUGAUGGGGACCUGAAUGAAGAUGUAGAGAUGGCGAGUCAAAACCAAGACGAAAAUCCACCCAAAGAGGAGCCAAAUCAAGAGCAGUGUGACGAUGAACUUGAAAACCAAGACAAAGGUGAAGAUAUGGCCACUGACAACGAGAAAGAAAACACUGAAGAGAAAGGCAUCAACAACAUUAACGAGGAAGACAAAGCGGAGAAAGAGCAAUCUGCUGCGAAAACAGAGGAUGAUGACACAGAGAAGUCCACUGUGGCGAUGGAAGAUGUAUCCGACGUCAACACCGGCACCAGCAAUGAAGGGGAGAUAAAAGAUGAUGUUGAGAGCUCUAAGGAACCUGCUUCCCUUCCAUCUGACAGCAGUCAGGCCAAAGAUCCUGUUGAGAAGAAAGAAUGACCAGCUGAGUGGGAAACAGUCGACCUCCUCUGACAGCCAGCAAACUGUGCAAAGGCCAACACACUGGUGUCAGACUGGCCCAUGUCAGUGUGGGUUCUGACACUGGCCCAGGACAACCAGUUACUCACAAGAUGCUCACAUUCCCAAUUUUACUUAGCCUCCCCCUCUUUGUUAGGAAACGAUUCAUCCCUGAAGUAUGUAUGUACUGUAUGUAUAUGUAUGUAUGUACAAAACCUAAUUAUAGGACUUGAACAUAUCAACCACAAAAGAUGAGCCAUACCUCACUGUGUUAGCAUCAUACGUCAUGUUGUCAGCAGGGUUCAGUGAGAUAAACCAGGUUCUUUCUUUGAUGAAACUCACUGUGAGAGCAUGGUCGAGCUGUGGACGCAGGACGCAGCUCCUACGCGGUGAAACUCCAGGUUGGAUGACACUUUGCAUCGACCAUCCCUCAGUUCUUUACAUCUCAAACAUCGUCGCUAACAUCAUUAUGGCAUUGAACAGUUUAAUAUUGUGCUUAUAUCAGGCGUUCUGAAGUGGGACACACUAACACCUUAGCUUGUCUCCUCACAAACUGCUCCAUCACCAAUAGCUGUAAGGUAACGGGCCACCCCCUGGCCUUUCAUCCGUUAACAUCAAAGAUAACACACGCAGACGAGGAUGAGUCUCCUGACGAAUCGAUUAGUUCCUUUUUCCCUUCUUUUCUUUGCCAUUUCCAGUGCAUGCCAGAGAAUUGCUUUGAAUUUCACCAGUAUAAACAAUAACUACAGUCUUCUUCGCUUCUGCUCGUCUCCUUUCCAGAUUGUCUGUCUUAUUAUGGAAAGAAUCUGCCUUAUUUCAUAUCAAAUGACAAAAAGAAAAAUCCCAUUCACAGACCUUCGCAGGUGGUCCAACUCUAAAAUCUUGGUUGUGUAUUGUUUUCCAAAUUUUUACUUUUGAAAUACUUCAUAUAACGGCUAAAACCUGUUGGUAAUCACUUCUUUUCCUUUCCCGAGUUAUAAAAUUGGAUUUGAUUUCUUUAAUUUUCGGUAUGAUUCAUGAAAUAUUUUCAGUGGUGCCAUACUAAAGAUCAAAUGGAUUACAGUUCUAUGAAAUGAUGCCUUCAUACUUGGAUGUUUGCUUUGCUAAACUAUAACAUAAAUACUAAUAAAGUUUAAAGUGGAAGCCAC
Messenger RNA from Cololabis saira (Pacific saury), 2582 nucleotides. It is a transcript of the gene macrod2, whose product is annotated as mono-ADP ribosylhydrolase 2. NCBI's taxonomy places the organism in Eukaryota, Metazoa, Chordata, Actinopteri, Beloniformes, Belonidae. Gene Ontology annotation, molecular function: ADP-ribosylglutamate-[protein] hydrolase activity. Gene Ontology annotation, cellular component: nucleoplasm. Gene Ontology annotation, biological process: purine nucleoside metabolic process; peptidyl-glutamate ADP-deribosylation; DNA damage response. The transcript is spliced from 18 exons. Bases 184 to 1416 code for a protein of 410 amino acids. The record is from RefSeq and is a predicted model, not a curated record.